Messenger RNA from Closterium sp. Naga37s-1, 2973 nucleotides. Lineage: Eukaryota; Viridiplantae; Streptophyta; Zygnematophyceae; Desmidiales; Closteriaceae. The record is from the annotation of a GenBank genome assembly.
AUGACCCAUAACUGCCAGGCGGCAACAGAAACUAACGCCGAACCGAGAAAUGCGGGAAGAACCCUACACGAGCAGCACCAAUCGUUCAUGGACAUGUGGCAGCGCAUCGGCGUGGAACCAGCGGAGCCUCUGGUGCGCCUGGGGGUGGAGCCGCGGGAGAGAGCAGAGUCAAGAAUGGGUGCGGAGGAGGAGGAGGAAGAGGAGGAAGAGGAGGAGGAGGAAGAGGAGGAGGAGGAAGGAGAACGAGGCCUCUUUGUCCGCUCGCCCCAAACCGAUCUCCCAGGUUCCCCCUCCGCUGGUCCCUCUGUUCCCCCUUCCGCGCCUUCCGCUCCCCCGUUUGCGCCCGCGCGUCCCCCCAUCCCCGCCGGCACGCCUCUGCUGUCCGUGCCUCUGCGCGCCACGCUCUGGGUGCCUCUGCACGCCACGUCAGCAGGAGGGGGAGGGGGAGGAAGGGGGGGUGGAAGUCCAGUGCAGCGACUGGCGAUUGCGCUGCUGCAGGCGGUGUGCGGGGGACGGGACGGUGGGUUGGGCGCAGGGGAGGGGGAGGGAGGGAGGGGAGUAGUGGGGAUAGAGGCUGAUGGGGAGAAACGGACUGAGGGAGAGGAGGGGACGGUUGGCAGCAGUGUGCAUGAGCAGAAGGGGAAGCAGGCAGAGGAGGAGCAGAAGUGGGAGGAAGGGACAGCGGGCGGCAUAUGGCGGCAGUAUGCAGAGGAGCUGCUGCCGAGAGAGAUAGAGGCACGUGCUGCUGGUGUGAUGCCAUGGGUGACCCUAGCCGAUUGGAGUGACGAGGAGCUAGAGCACCUGCAGUCGCCCCCAGCAGUAGCGGAGGUGCCAGCAUACGCGGCAGAGAUGGCAGCAAUGGAAGCGGCAGUGGCAGCAGCCGUGCCAGGGGCGGGGAGGGAGAGAGCGCGGUGGGCUCUCCGUAUUGUCACCUCACGGUCUUUCUCCAUCUCCCAUGCUGUUGACCCUGCUGGCGCUGCUGAUUUUGCUGGUGCCGCUGACCGUUCCGGUGCUGCUGGUGCUGCUAGUGCUGCCGGUGCUGUUGGUGCGCCUGGUGCUGCCAAACCUGCCGAUCCUGCUGAACCUGCCGAAGCUACUGGUGCUGCGGAAUUCAGAGGAUCCGCUGUGGACACACUGCUCAGGGAUGGGGUGGGUGGUGGUGGACCGGUGGAGCAGUUGCCUUCUGCGUUUCAGUGGACAUGGCCAACCACGCCUGCAGCGCUGCCACAGAUUCACAUUCUGCCGUGCAGCCGUCUUCACCGUCUUACACUCUGUCUCACACCCCUUGCUCCUCCAUCCAUGCCAUUGCUCUCCCCUCAUCCCGGCUGCUCCUCGCAACCACCUCAGGUGCUGGUGCCUUUGGUCGACAUGGCCAACCACGCCUACAGCGCCGCCACAGAUACGCAUGCGGCUGUGCAGCCUUCUGCCACGUGGCGCAUCAGGAGAGGGCGGACGCAGGACUCUGCAUCCGCCCCUCUCCCUCCUCGCUUUGAGCUGCUGGCCGCACGCCCUUUAUGCCCCGGCGCCCCAAGUCACCAUCUCGGCCCUGCAUCCAACCCUCCGCGCUUUGAGCUGCUGGCGUUAUGCCCUCUGCGCCCCGGCCCCCAAGUGACCAUCUCGUACAACCCCUUCACCUCCUUUGCCUUCCUAUCUCUCCUUCCCUCCCAUCCCACCAACCAGGGCCCUUCAUCCCCACCUCUCCCUCCGCGCUUUGAGCUACUCGCAUCUCGCCCUCUGCGCCCCGGCGCCCAAGUGACCAUCUCCUACGGCCCCCUCACCUCACUAGCCUUCCUCCUCUCCUUCGGCUUCCUCCCGCGCAGCAACCCCGCCAACCGAAUCACCAUCUACUCCCACUCGGAGCAAAUGAUGGACGAUGUGGAGGAGAGGGUCACUCGCCUGCAGCACAAGAGGCACCUGCUCUCUCAGAUGACCUCAGAGGACGCUCCUCUACUCGCCUACACCGGUGGCAUAGCAACAAGGCUGAUGGAGUGUCUGCUCGUGCUGCAUGCAUCAUCAGCAGAAGAGCUCGCACAUCUCGACCACCACUGGACCGCCUCUCGCUCUCUCACUGCUGCCAACGUCUCACCGCGCACACGCUCCGUGGCAGCCAAGCAGCUGGUGGAUCGCUGCACGGAGCUCCUGGACGACUACCCGACCACACUGCAAGCCGAUGAGGCGCAGCUGGAGCAGCUCAAGCGGACCGCGGCGAGUGAUGAGCGGAGCGAGGGAGGUGAGGGGGGUGGGGGUGGCGAGCAUGAGCAGGAGGGGAAAACGCAGCAGCGCUUGCAGGCAGCAAUUGAGUACCGAGUGGAGGAGAAACGGAUCCUUGCAGAUGUGAUUGCUCGCUACGGACGGGUGGUGAUGGUGGGUGCAUGUGAUAAGGUGGGUGCAUGUGAUAAGGUGGGUGCAUGUGAUAAGGUGGGUGCAUGUGAUAAGAUGGGUGCAUGUGAUAAGGUGGGUGCAUGUGAUAAGGUGGGUGCAUGUGAUAAGGUGGGUGCACGUGAUAAGGUGGGUGCACGUGAUAAGGUGGGUGCACGUGAUAAGGUGGGUGCACGUGAUAAGGUGGGUGCAUGUGAUAAGGUGGGUGCAUGUGAUAAGGUGGGUGCAUGUGAUAAGGUGGGUGCAUGUGAUAAGGUGGGUGCAUGUGAUAAGGUGGGUGCAUGUGAUAAGGUGGGUGCAUGUGAUAAGGUGGGUGCAUGUGAUAAGGUGGGUGCAUGUGAUAAGGUGGGUGCAUGUGAUAAGGUGGGUGCAUGUGAUAAGGUGGGUGCAUGUGAUAAGGUGGGUGCAUGUGAUAAGGUGGGUGUAUGUGAUAAGGUGGGUGCAUGUGAUAAGGUGGGUGCAUGUGAUAAGGUGGGUGCAUGUGAUAAGGUGGGUGCAUGUGAUAAGAUGGGUGCAUGUGAUAAGGUGGGUGCAUGUGAUAAGGUGGGUGCACGUGAUAAGGGAUGCACGUGGAGAGGCGAGGCGUCAACAUAG